This is a messenger RNA of Megalops cyprinoides (Indo-Pacific tarpon), 1225 nucleotides long. Its product is annotated as tetraspanin-8-like. Bases 13 to 921 code for a protein of 302 amino acids. Gene Ontology annotation, cellular component: membrane. NCBI's taxonomy places the organism in Eukaryota, Metazoa, Chordata, Actinopteri, Elopiformes, Megalopidae. The record is from RefSeq and is a predicted model, not a curated record. The transcript is spliced from 9 exons.
UGGCAAAAGUGCAUGGUGUUGCAAUGCAUUACUGUAAGUACUGCCCACACAAAGAUAGCUGAUUCGAACUUUCGACUCGAACUGUGCGAGUUUUGUUGCAGGUUCAUUCAGCUAACAAUGACUAACGUGAGCGCAUCCCUGAAAUGGGUGUUAAUUGUCUUCAAUGUCUUGUUUGCGAUUGCAGGAGGGGUCCUAAUAAUGAUCGCGAUGCUAGGACAUAUCAGCCAAGGACCUGACGGGUUUGAACAGAACUUGUCGGGAGUCAUAUUUCUGUACCUCAUCGGAGCUGCCACCAUGGUAUUGUCGAUUAUUGGAGCAUACGGUGCACAUAAGGAGAAGAAGUGGGCAUUGAUUGUGUUUUUCACAGGGUUGGUAGUGGGGAAUGCCUGUCUCCUGCUGCUCUCAGUCACUGUGUCUGUUUCAAUACCAGCGGCAACUCAAACUAUUGAAAAUUAUUUUUAUAAUGCCAUACCACUGGAUGAAGCUAGCCAGGACAUCCAAAACGUUGUCGAGAAGUUGCAGUCUGAGCUUAACUGCUGUGGAGUCUUCAAUGGCUACCAAGACUGGGGGAAACACCUCCCACAAUCAUGCCUCUGUCUUUCAUCUAGACCUAUCAUGGAUAAAUGUGAGAAAAUUAAUGGCUCACAGUUUGAGACACAUGAACAUGGAAGUAUGCUUUCUGAUGACUCCGACAAGCUGGUGUACAAGGAGCCCUGCGUACCCUUUGUUACCAAUACCAUGCGAAAAGCAUUAAAUAUAAUGCUGGGAAUCUGUUUUGGAUUCGCUAUAAUGGCGUUCAUUGGGAUGGCGAUGUCCAUGACUUUGCUCUGCCAAAUGAGAAGACAGCGCUCACCAGUGAGCCUCAGCAUGAAUCCCAGCAGUCCUCCGUACGAAGAGCUCCACAACGCAAGCGAAAACUAACUGCGGUUCUGUACCUCAUUGCAAACUGCGUUGUCAAAAUAACAUAGCUGGAAUUGGGGGAAAAUGCAAAAGCUGGCCAAUGGAGCAGGAUUCAUUGAGGGAGUAUGUAUAGUUGUAACUGCAUAUAACUUUCCCUAGACAUGCUUGAGCUUGUUGCACUAAAAAAACAACCACUUCGAUCUCUUUCCAGGAGGGAACUUUUGUUCCUCUGCUCAGACAUGCAGAACAGAUUAAAUCAGAGGCCCUGGCAGCACUGUUAGGAAAUAGUAUGUUUAAUGUUUGGAAAAUGGGUCCUGAUUUCAAA